UUCCUCAUGUAUUAAAUGCAUGAACUGUACACUCUAAAGGCGUUGGCGAUUUCAGCAAGUGUGGUUACAUUAUCGUUAUCAUUUAUAACAAUUAAACAUUUAAUAAAUUUUCAUAUAAAUGAUUAUUAAAACUCAAUAUGUGAAAAUGACGAAGAUAUAAUAUUUUUAUACCAUUUCUCAAAUAAUAAUUAUUUUACUUGUGACCGGUAGUAUAUAUUUUAUGAGAAUUAGUGAUAGACAAUGUAAAAACGUAACUUUAAAAAACUUCAUAUUAUGAAUUUGUAGUUGACAAGAAAGUAAUAAUCUCCUAUUGUCAAUUAAUUGUUAACUUGUAGUUCUAACUAAGAAGAAUGUGAAGUGUAUUUAAAUGUUUAGAUGCUCCGAAAACUGUGUCAAUUAUUCCAUUAAAGCUAAUUGUCAAAUAUCCUUCCAGAUGGACUCAAUGUCUUAAAAAAAUCAUCACUUGUUUAAUAAUUGAUCUCAUCGUCAUCAAUUAAAAGAUGCAUAUGAUAAAGCCGGACAGUGAUAGAUUGGGAAAAAAAGCUCCAUCAGGCAUGUCAAAUAAUCAGCUCGUCGACUCGUGUCUUGGUCCAAGUGAAACAGAUUAUCACAGUAGCAAUGGACAACCGGAAACGCAUUCCGUGCAUUCAUCUCAAUUGUCUGUACAAGAUGAUCCUUUACUCGUGCGGGCGCAUAAUCAACAAACAUCACAACAAAUGACAUCAGUAACCAAAGUAAUUCGUGAAGUAUCCCACGUAGAAUCUGAAGCAGGAGCAGUUAAUUAUAUUCCGGUACCAAUGAUGUCACAAGAAUAUCCUCACGCUGACCCGUGUUAUGCGGCAGAUCCGUAUAUGGUCAAUUUUGAUCAUUAUGACUCUUAUGUGGGGUAUGCAACUCAGCCAGACUAUCCUCCACCACAUAGUGCAUAUGCACCAGACUCACGUUCACCCCACAGUCCACACAGCCCAUCAGAGCACAGCCGUACAACACCACCUCAUGAAUAUCUUCGAAAAGGACCUUCGUAUGUUGACGGAGGAUAUAAUGACAUGGGAUCGGUGCUGAAUCCUGCAUUGCAAGAUCAUUAUCGAAUAACUCCAAGCCCUGGAGGCCCUGGCGAUCAAUAUGAUCCAAUGACUGCUACGUGGAAUAUAGACGAUUCAGAAGUACCUACCCAGCAUUAUAAUGAUGAAGGCAAAGUGGCGUAUGGCUACGUUUCCCCAUCACCAUACGGUCCGGUAUCUUAUGGGCCAAAUAUAGGAGUAGUACCAGUACCAUUGGCGAAUGAAGGACCAUCCUACGACGAGUCUCAUCCAGUUACUCUUGCUGGAAAUCUAGCCCCAGGAAUGUUUGAAGAUGAUGUUCAUCUACAACGAUUGCAAACUCGACAUUCAGUUCCGGGAAUGGUUAGUCCACUCGGGGAUGAUCCAAAAUCAAUGCGAUGGAGAGAUCCAAAUCUUUCAGAAGUAAUUGGCUUCCUUACUAAUCCAAACAACAUAAUAAAAGCAAAUGCUGCAGCAUAUUUACAACAUCUUUGCUACAUGGAUGAUCCUAAUAAGCAAAAAACUCGAAGUUUAGGAGGAAUUCCACCAUUAGUGCAGCUACUGGAUAACGAGAGUCCGGAUGUAUACAGAAAUGCAUGUGGAGCAUUGAGAAACCUUUCAUACGGUCGACAAAAUGAUGAAAAUAAGCGAGCAAUUAAAAAUGCUGGAGGUGUACCGGCAUUAAUUAGUUUAUUACGUAGAACAUCGGAUGCUGAUGUUAAGGAGUUAGUGACAGGAGUAUUAUGGAAUUUAUCAUCAUGCGAGGAUUUGAAAAAAGCUAUUAUUGAUGAUGGUGUUACUUUAAUUGUUAACAACAUAAUUAUCCCUCAUAGUGGAUGGGAUCCCAGUGCUUCCAAUGGUGAAACUUGUUGGUCAACUGUGUUUAGAAAUGCAUCUGGUGUAUUGAGAAAUGUAUCAAGCGCUGGUGAAUACGCUCGGAAAAAAUUACGUGAAUGCGACGGUCUUGUUGAUGCACUUUUAUAUGUCGUGAGAUCAGCUAUAGAAAAAUCUAAUAUUGGAAAUAAAAUUGUUGAGAAUUGCGUUUGUAUCUUAAGGAACUUGAGCUAUAGAUGUCAAGAAGUAGAAGAUCCUAAUUACGAUAAGCAUCCCAUUCAAUCUGUUGUGCAAAAUCGCAUCGCAACUCCCGUCAAAGGAGAAAAUUUGGGAUGUUUUGGUGGUAGUAAACGACGAAAAGAUGGACAGCCACCACAAAAAGAAGUAACAGCAUCAAAAACUGUAACUACCAGGACAGAACCUGUGAAAGGAAUGGAACUUUUAUGGCAACCUGAAGUAGUCCAAUGUUAUCUGAGCCUUUUACAAACUUGUUCAAAUCCAGAAACACUCGAAGCAGCAGCAGGUGCCUUACAGAAUCUUGCUGCUUGUUAUUGGCAACCGAGCAUUGAAAUACGUGCGGCCGUGAGAAAAGAAAAAGGCCUACCGAUUUUAGUUGAAUUGUUACGAAUGGAGGUCGAUCGGGUAGUUUGCGCAGUAGCUACAGCUCUUAGAAAUCUAGCAAUUGAUCAACGCAAUAAAGAGCUUAUUGGAAAAUAUGCUAUGAGAGAUUUAAUUCAAAAACUACCAUCUGGCAAUAAUCAGCACGACCAAGGCACCAGUGAUGAUACUAUCGCUGCUGUACUUGCAACUUUAAAUGAAGUUAUUAAACGGAAUGCAGAGUUUUCAAGGUCUUUGCUGGAUGCUGGAGGCGUUGAAAGAUUGAUGAAUAUUACUAAACAACGUCAGAAAUAUACAGCUCGUGUUCUCAAGUUUGCUGGACAAGUACUCUUUACGAUGUGGCAGCACACAGAAUUACGAGAAGUUUACAAGAAACAUGGAUGGAAAGAGGCUGAUUUUGUAACUAAAACUGUGGCAGCACGAAACUCGGGAAUGAAUUCACCAAAUAAUGCAAACAGUUAUGAUUUCAGCACGUUAAACAGGCCAAUGGCAAGCCAGGGGAGUACCAGAUAUGAAGACCGAACGAUGCAGAGGACCAAUAUGAAUUCCAAUAAUGUAGGAUGGAAAGCUACUUAUCAACCUCAAAGUGACGAUAUGACUAUGGGUGAUAUGCAAUAUCCAAAAACAGGAACACGUGCACCGACUACUGGAGACGUUUGUAUAUUCCCCACUAAUUCUGGCUAAUUAUCUAGAUCAUGCUUACAAACGGCGAUAAUAACGUGAAAUUCUCCACAAUAAAAAUGAUUAUAUAUAUACAUAAGGAGAUGCUCAACGUUACAUCAAUAAAACAUGGACUGAUCGAUAAAAUUAAUUAAUGGCAGCCGAAAUAUGAAUUACGGUAAUCUAAUUAGAAUUUUUUUAUCAACAUCAAUAAUGAUUAUGACAUAAAUUUAUUAUAUCAUUAUUAUUAUUAUUGAUGAUUAUUAUUAUUAAUUAUUAAUAAUACUGUUAAAAGAGAUAAAGUAGGAAGGAAACAUCUUAUUCCAUAAACGAUAAUCAUGGUAAUGACUUUUAUUAAUUAAUUAAUUAAUUAAAUUAUUGAUUCAUAAACAAUUUUAACAUUAUACAUUUAGAGAUUAAUACAACACAAUGUUAAUUGAAAAGAGAUCUUUAUGACAAAGUCAAAUAAAAGUAAAAAAAGUUUGAUAUGAAAUCAUAAGCAUUGUAUAAAAAUAUUCAUUAACAUAUAGAAUACAUUUCUAAACGUCCUGAUAGCAAUUAUAUAUCUCUAGACGAUAGAGCAUAGAAUCUAUAUAAAUAAUGUAAACACAUACUAUGCUAUAAAUGCAAUUAUUAUUUAUUGUGGUAACAGUAAAUAAUAAAAAUGGCAACAACAGAGCAGCUCUCAUGAGUAUACAAAAAUAGAAAAUAUACUCUUCUUCCUAAUUUGUUGCUGACAAGUAUUACUUUAUACCGACUGGUUAAAAUAACCCCAAUAAUUUAUAAUAAAUGAACGAAAGUACUCGAUAAUCAUGAAUGUUUCGAAUGAUUAACAAAAAAAAUAUAUAACAAAAAAAAAACCAAAAAAAAUUUCUUAAUAUAAUAUUAUUACAGAAAAUCAUGCGCUGUUUUAUAUCUUCGAUAUUGAAAGACACAAAAAAGUAAAAAAAAAAAAAAAUAUAUCUAACGUCUCCUUUUAAAAAUUCAAGAGCUUAUAUUAAGACAAAACCGUUAGGCAACUAUUAACUAAUCAAUCAUGUAACAUUGUAAAGACUCAUAUAAUAUUAAUUAGAGUCAAAAAAUGCAUUGUAAAAGUCAUGUAACUCGAUAAUUUUUGCUUUUUAAAAAAAUUUACGAUAGAGUACAUAAGUAUUCGAAUGUUUUGUUUCAUUAAAUCACGGCACUGAGCUAGAAAUUCACGGAGUUAGUAAUCUAUGUAUGGCUGUAAAGCAAUAACUUAAAUAUACAUUACGCGAAAUUAAAUUUAAAAAACAUGUGUAGAACUUGAAUUUCAUUUAAAUCAUAUGUAUAUUACAUGGUUAUAACAUGAUUCUUUUAAUUACCAGGUAUAAUUAAUGACUACUUAACGUGAAUGAUUAAUAUGAAUAAUUAUAAAUCAAUUAGUUUAGAAUAUUGUAUAAAAUAAGUAAAAAUAAUGUAUUAAUAUUAUUUACAUUUUAAUAUCAAUUUUUUUUAAAACCAUUUAUUGUUAAAGAAGUAAACGAGAAAGUGUAUUGAGACAAUGGAAACAAUUGAUGCAAAAAAUAAAUAGCACAUCUUUCGUUCUA
Chelonus insularis is the source of this 4720-nucleotide messenger RNA. It is a transcript of the gene p120ctn, whose product is annotated as adherens junction protein p120. Gene Ontology annotation, cellular component: adherens junction; plasma membrane; cytoplasm. The transcript is spliced from 14 exons. Gene Ontology annotation, biological process: cell-cell junction assembly; cell-cell adhesion. Gene Ontology annotation, molecular function: cadherin binding. The coding region runs from base 501 to 3176 and encodes 891 amino acids. The record is from RefSeq and is a predicted model, not a curated record. NCBI's taxonomy places the organism in Eukaryota, Metazoa, Arthropoda, Insecta, Hymenoptera, Braconidae.